CCAGCAACAAUGUUUAAUAUUGGGACAAGUUUAAGGUCCAGAGUGAUGAAUGGAGUCAGUGUACUCACAUCCAUACGUAACCUAGGUUAUAUGGGAUUUUUAAGACCAAAUGAAGGGGCCGUUAAAGGAUAUAAGAGAGUAGGUAGAGGUCAAGCUUCAGGAUUAGGUAAAACUUCUGGUAGAGGUCAAAAGGGUCAAAAGGCUAGAGGAAAAGUACCUCAUUUAUUUGAAGGUGGUCAAACACCAUUUUAUAAACGUUUCCCAAUCAUAGGGUUUAAAAGACCACACAAGAAAAUAUACCAUCAAUUGAAUUUAGAAAGAAUUCAAGAAUUUUGGAAUAGUAAUAGAAUACCUUUAAAGGAAGGUGAAUUAUUAGAUAUAAAAACCAUGAAAGAAUGUGGUUUAAUUACUGGUGGUAUUAAAGAUGGGGUGAAAAUUUUAGCUAAUGGAUCUGAACAAUAUAAUGUUCCAUUAAGUAUUGAAGCAUCCAGAGCUUCUAAGUCAGCCAUAGAACUGAUUGAAAAAAUGAAUCAAACUUUUACAGCAAGAUAUUUCACAAAGUUAGGAUUACGUGCUCAUGUGCUUCCAGAUAUAUUCUUAUUGAAGAAGGGUUAUUUACCAAUGCAAGCAAGACCAACUCAUAAGAGAGAUAUCAAAUAUUAUUCUGAUCCAGAAAAGAGAGGUUACUUAUUAAAGGACACUUCAUUAUUAUUGGAUCACUUAAAGGAAGAUACAAGAAGCUUCAAGAAGGAAGUUACUAAAUCAGCAUUAGAACAACAAUUGGAAACAGCCUCCAAAAAGAGAAGUAGUGAUGAAGUUAGAUACAUUUCUGUAGUGGACUUCCUUAACAAGAACGAAAUCUAUGAGCCUCACACCUACUCCAUGUAAAUAAAUCUGUCUAUAUAAUCGUAUAAAUAGUUGACAUAUAUAUAUAUAUACAUAUACAUAUAUUAUCAUACCAC
Messenger RNA from Scheffersomyces amazonensis, 962 nucleotides. RefSeq names its product mitochondrial 54S ribosomal protein uL15m (gene MRPL10). The record is from RefSeq and is a predicted model, not a curated record. Gene Ontology annotation, cellular component: mitochondrial large ribosomal subunit. NCBI's taxonomy places the organism in Eukaryota, Fungi, Ascomycota, Pichiomycetes, Serinales, Debaryomycetaceae. The transcript has a single exon. Gene Ontology annotation, biological process: translation. Gene Ontology annotation, molecular function: structural constituent of ribosome. Bases 10 to 888 code for a protein of 292 amino acids.